Messenger RNA from Setaria italica (foxtail millet), 2201 nucleotides. Its product is annotated as GDP-mannose transporter GONST3. Bases 632 to 1729 code for a protein of 365 amino acids. NCBI's taxonomy places the organism in Eukaryota, Viridiplantae, Streptophyta, Magnoliopsida, Poales, Poaceae. Gene Ontology annotation, cellular component: Golgi apparatus. Gene Ontology annotation, molecular function: antiporter activity; GDP-fucose transmembrane transporter activity. The record is from RefSeq and is a predicted model, not a curated record. The transcript has 3 exons.
AAGACGGCAGCAGAAGGGACGAAACUCCGAAGCGGCCGGUCGCCGCUCCCCCGAGUCCGCGACCGCGACCCGCGAGGAGGGCGAGCCCGCCGAGGCGGAAGGUGCCUCGAGAUCUCCUCCCCGCGGCUCGCGGGUCAGAAGCAGCAGCAAGUCGCAUUUCUAAAUUCAUCGUCGUUUCGUCCCCACCCCAUCCCUGCCAUCUGCCUUCCAAAAUCCGCACACCCCCUCCUCCCCCCGCGCGCCCAGUUAAACCCGUCCGCGGCCGCGAGUUUGACUCGUGAUCGCGUCCAGAUCCGGCUUCCUCCCCCCUCCGACGACUCCCGCGCACAAAACAAUUCCGAGCGAGGCGGAGACCCCCGUGAUAAAUCACCGCGCACCACCCGUGGCUUCCCACCACACCACCGAAUUAUCCGCAGUGCGGGGCCGGAGGAAGCUUCUGAAGAAUCAGAAACUCUUCAUGUGACUGAUCGGUUGGUUGCGCCGGCUUGUGAGGCUCCAGCAGCAAGUUCAGGGAGCACUUCGUGUGCUUGCAGCCACUUGUAGAUUCCUCAUCGAGGUGCUGGUGCUAUCACGUUGUGGUAGUUGAGAAGGAUCUGUCUAACUUCCACAGCUGCGAGGAAAGCUUGCUGAGAUGUCUAAUCUCUCAGACCCCUCCAAAGAAGAUGCUUCAUCAGAGGGUUCAGGUACUAUCCAGAAAAAUGGAGCCUGGAGUAACGCAUUGAACACUCUUCUGCAGCAAGCCUCAGUCUAUGGUGUUGCUGCUGGGUAUUGUCUAUCAGCAUCUCUGCUUUCCAUCAUCAACAAAUGGGCAGUCAUGAAAUUUCCGUAUCCUGGAGCCCUGACAGCUCUGCAGUACUUCACUAGUGUUGCUGGAGUUCUCCUCUGUGGACAGCUAAAGCUCAUUGAGCAUGAUGGCCUCAAUUUGAGGACUAUGUGGAAGUUUUUACCUGCUGCUGUGAUGUUCUAUAUCUCCAUCUUCACAAACAGUGAACUCCUGCUGCAUGCCAACGUGGACACUUUCAUUGUGUUCCGCUCUGCUGUGCCAAUAUUUGUUGCCAUCGGAGAGACGCUGUAUCUUCACCAGCCAUGGCCAUCGCUGAAGACAUGGCUUUCACUUUCCACUAUACUUGGUGGAAGUGUGAUCUAUGUUUUCACAGACAACCAAUUCACUGUGACUGCUUACACCUGGGCGGUGGCCUACCUAGUAAGCAUGUCCAUUGAUUUUGUGUACAUCAAGCACGUUGUCAUGACCAUUGGGCUGAACACAUGGGGCCUUGUGCUAUACAACAACCUUGAAGCUUUGAUGCUGUUCCCCCUUGAGCUCCUUAUAAUGGGAGAGUUUGAUCAGAUGAAGGUUGACAGCUCCAAAGUGUCAAAUUGGCUUUCAUUUGAUGUGGUCCUCCCUGUUGCUCUCUCAUGCCUAUUUGGGCUGUCGAUAUCCUUCUUUGGGUUCUCUUGCAGACGGGCUAUCUCUGCUACUGGGUUCACAGUAUUGGGCAUAGUGAACAAACUCCUGACCGUGGUGAUUAAUCUGCUUAUCUGGGACAAGCAUGCCUCCUUUGUGGGUACCAUUGGGCUCCUUAUAUGCAUGUCAGGUGGUGUACUCUACCAGCAAUCCACCACAAAACCAAAAGCACCAAAGGUUGAGCCAAAGGAAGAGAAUGAUGAGGAGCAGCAGAAAUUGCUGCAGAUGCAGGGAGUGCAAGAGAGCAGUUCAACUCAAAAGUAAAGUUCUUCAUAAACCUUAAAAGAAGUUCACCAUUGAUGCGGUACCUCCUUUGCAACAGCCUCGCCUGAACACUUGGGCACUGGUUGAUGCUUGGAAACAAACACAUGGGUGGAUCAUGGAUGGUAGUCCUGGACUAGGUGUUGCAAAAUCUCGAAAAGUUUUAGAUAUUAGAUGCCAUGGAGGGGACCUAGCUAAGAAUCAUCAUGCAAUUCUUUGUUACUGCAUUACCGUUUUCAUUUGUUACACAAGAUUUUUAUGGUAGUAGGGUACGAUGGACUUGUCAAAUGUACCUACCUACCUGCACUGAAUACGUCGUAAAUGAAAGCAUCUAUCUCAUCAACAUAAUAUGGUCUGUGCUUAUCUAUUUCUCUGCUGAAGUUUGCCAAUUUAUUCUGUAAUGGUGAUGGAACCAUCCGUUUCCCUCUUAUGCUGAAAGAAAAUCUUUCAUGUGCCCAGUGCAUGAACUGUAUCA